AUUUUCAGUUCUUGUAUGAAUUCUUACGGCGGCCGACUCUACAUAGAUAUUCCUACUUGUUCCUCUUCGGAGUGUAGAAAAAAGCUGCUGAAAUGGAAAUGUACACCAGAAGUUGCGCGGUCAAUUUUCAAGUUAGCCAAAGGUAGCAAAGAAACUUUUGAAAGACGAAUUAGGAGACAUUAUUCAUUGAGUGACGGAGAGGAUUUCGCACUCAGGCUGUAUCUUUCACAAACCCCUAUGGAAAAUAUUGACUAUAAAUGGGAAUCUCGGAUGUUAUACUUGUUUAUGAAGUAUCUCGAACUGGAGCGCUUAAUGUGGAAUUUAUCCACGCUAGGAGGUGCCUGCUCUGCUAUGGCUGAUUAUGACAUGACAUUUGCAAAGCGAGCAGAUAUGAUCUCGCAAAAACAAAUGAGGAUAGCUGCAGAACUAGAAGACCGCACUUUACUCGCCCGAUGCCACCUCUACAUAGCACUUAGUACUGCUCAACAAGCCGAUUUUUCUUCAGCAAAACGAAUAGUCAGGAUCAUAUAUGUGUGGUCAGUUCACACUCAAAAUGAAUUCAUCGAAGCCUGCUGCCGCGGUGUACGAGCAAAAAUCAAGUCCAUACAAUUAUUUGGGACGAAAGCCCUACGAAAUGACAGCCGGCGUAUUAUUGAAAUAGAGAACUAAUGGGUAUUUCUACUUAUUUAUCAUUCAUGUAAACAGGUAGAUAAAUUAUUCUUGUACAA
This is a messenger RNA of Cylicocyclus nassatus, 728 nucleotides long. The record is from the annotation of a GenBank genome assembly. NCBI's taxonomy places the organism in Eukaryota, Metazoa, Nematoda, Chromadorea, Rhabditida, Strongylidae.